Messenger RNA from Monopterus albus (swamp eel), 2153 nucleotides. It is a transcript of the gene riok1, whose product is annotated as RIO kinase 1 (yeast). The transcript has 17 exons. The record is from RefSeq and is a predicted model, not a curated record. NCBI's taxonomy places the organism in Eukaryota, Metazoa, Chordata, Actinopteri, Synbranchiformes, Synbranchidae. Gene Ontology annotation, molecular function: protein serine/threonine kinase activity; ATP binding.
GGCGGAGUAGCUCGGAACUGCAUUUCGCCAACUGACCCUUUUCGCUUGUCGUAGUCACAUGUUCAGACCCGGUAGCAAGGAGGACACGCCGCUGGCUGACAUCCCAACGGAAACACUGGGCCUGGUUCGGAUUUUGUUUUAUGUCUGGUUUUGGUGUUAACCUGCGUCUGUGGACUGUGACGUCAUGUCGACGGUCGGUUGUGUACCUGGGCAGUUUGAUGAUGCAGAGGAAGCCAGCGAUCAGUCAGAGCUGUUGGCUGUACAGAGUCAGAUCACUGAUGGCACUCUGCAGCCUUCAUCACACCGACAGGAAGAAGACAGCGAAGAAGAAGAAGAAGAAGAAGAAGCUGAUGAUGAUGAUGAAGAUGAUGAAGAGUGGGCGUGGCAUUCAGCAGUUUUUUUAACAGGACGACUCUGAACUCUGAUUUCAUUUGCUUGUUUUCAGUCCAACAGACAGAGUCCCUUAAAUAAAAUGCUGCCAUCAUCAACUCCAUCUGAUAAAGCUCUCAGGAAAUACGAGCACAAAAUCAACCUGGAUAAACUGAAUUACGCCGACUCGGUGAUCAAUAAAGUGACAAUGAUGCAGAAACAGAAAGAUGCUGACAUGUACAGAGUGAAGGACAAAUCAGAUCGAGCUACAGUUGAGCAGGUUUUAGAUCCUCGGACUCGAAUGAUUCUGUUUAAGAUGCUGAGUCGAGGGGUGAUCUGUGAAAUCAGUGGCUGCAUCAGCACAGGGAAGGAGGCGAAUGUUUAUUAUGCCAGCACCUCAGCAGGAGACGGCAGGGCCAUCAAGAUCUACAAGACCUCCAUCCUGCUGUUCAAAGACCGGGACAAAUACGUCAGUGGAGAGUUCAGGUUCCGUCAUGGUUACUGUAAAGGAAACCCCAGGAAGAUGGUGAGAACCUGGGCAGAAAAGGAGAUGAGGAACCUUAUCAGGCUGCAGACAGGAGGAAUCACAAGGCCACACCCGAUUCGAAGUCAUGUUCUGCUGAUGAGCUUCAUAGGAAAGGACAAUAUGCCGGCUCCUCUGCUGAAGAACGCUUCAUUGUCAGAGUUGAAGGCUCGUGAACUCUACCUGCAGGUUCUGCAAAACAUGAGGAAAAUGUUUCAGGAUGCUCGACUUGUCCACGCUGACCUCAGCGAGUUCAACAUGCUGUAUCACAACGGAGACGCUUACAUCAUUGACGUGUCACAGUCGGUGGAGCACGACCACCCUCGUGCUCUCGAGUUCCUCAGGAAGGACUGCAGCAAUGUCAAUCAGUUCUUUGUGAAGCACGGUGUGGCGGUGAUGACUGCCAGAGAGCUAUUUGACUUCAUCACUGACCCAUCAAUCACCUGCCACAACAUCGAUCAGUACCUGGAGAAGGCAAUGGUGAUCGCAGCUGAGCGCACGUCAGAGGAGCGGUCGGAUCAGGACCGAGUGGAUGAGGAGGUGUUUAAGAAGGCCUACAUCCCCCGCACUCUGACGGAGGUGAGUCAUUACGAGCGAGACAUUGACCUGAUGAGGACAAAGGAGGAAGAGUCGGCCAUCAGCGGACAUGAUGACAACGUGCUGUAUCAGACGCUGACCGGACUGAAAAAGGAUCUGUCCGGAGUUCAGACGGUUCCUGCUCUCCUGGAGGAUGAGCACUCUUCAUCAGAGGAGGAGGGCAGUGAUGAUGAAGAAGAUGAUCAGCAGGAGCAGAGUGAGGAAACCCAGAUAGAGAAAAAGGAGAGAAAGAAGAUGGUGAAAGAAGCUCAGAGAGAGAAAAGAAGGACGAAAGUCCCGAAACAUGUGAAGAAGAGGAAAGAGAAGGUGGCCAAGAUGAAGAAGGGCCGAUGAUGAUUUCCUGGUGGACUUCCUUUGUGUCACGACUGCAUCGACCCCCAUAAACAUGAAACCAGAUUGAACACAGCGACUUGAAUGAAGACAGUCAAUCACAGCUCACAUCUGUCCUGUCCUGCCCUUACUGUUUUUUCUAGAGCUUGAAGACCACGUGAUGUGGUUGAAAGCUCUGGAAGAAGCUUCAGAUUGAUAUGCGGCCCUGAUUGGUUCAAAUACAACCUAUAACGAAGAUAGCAAAUCACCACACUCAGUUACCUGUGCUGCAGGUGUGAAGCUGUAACCGAGCGGAUUGACAUCAUCAGUUGUUAAUAAAACAACUGUCAACAUG